UGUGUUUGAUAAGGUGUCAAAGGGAGCGUGUUUUAAUGUCUUAUUAGUGGGGCGAAGUAGCUGCGGUUGAGGGCCACCUGGAUCAUGCGGAGUUGGAAAGGGGGGAGGGAGGGAGAGAGAGAGAGCGAGAGAGAGAGAGAGAGAGCGAGCGAGCGAGAGAGACAGACUCGCCCCGUUCGGAGCUUAAUUAUCUCUCUUUGCUAACACGGCUAGCCUAGCAAAGUGACACGACUCGAACUCACCGUUUGUUGUUUACAACCGAGCUCGGACUCGCCUGGAGCCCCGCUGUGGAGGAGUCUGGGGAGAAGGCGAGCAGUUACAGCAAUGGCACAGCAGCAUGGCUGUGCCCUUUGUGCCAAAAAAGCCAAGAAGACCAAGCCUCCCUGUCUCAACACCUCACUGAACAACACAGCGUACUUCCAACGUGUGUUGACAAACUGUUAGACAUCUCUGUUUUGAAACAGGGGGUGAGGGAAGAAGAGGACGAAGGUGCUGUAAUAUCUGCAGAGUGCUGAGUUUUGAGAUCCACACAACGAUAGGUCCAGGGCCCAAAAUUAACACUUGCCAGGUGCGAAAUUUGCAGUUUGUACACAAGUGAGACCAUCUGAGGACAUCUGCUCCGAACUCCGCGAGCCUUGUUUGGACGUUCCUCUUCGACAUAACGAGAAGGAGAUGGAUGAAGACAGAAUGUUGGACCAGGAGGGUGGUGAAGCUGAACCAGAGCCAGAAGAUGACAUCAUGGGAGCCAAGCAAACUGCCGCAGAAAAUGAAGACGGUAAAAAUGGCGUGCCUGCUGAAAAUAACGCUCGGUUCAAAUGCAAUGCCUGCCUGGAAACAUUUCCUACCAGAACUGCCCUGAGUGUUCAUUACUACUCUGCAUCCCAUAUUCAGAGAAUGACAACAAUACAAGGUGGGGAAAUUGACCCUCCAGCUCCUUCCGCCUCUAUUCUUUCUCGGCCAUUUGUAUCAAACAAACCCUACCAGUGUGCUAUAUGCCGAGUCUCCUACAAUCAUUCUAUCACCCUCGAGAGCCAUAUGAAAUCCGUCCUGCACCAGACGCGCAGCAGAAAUGCUGUGAACUCAUCUGCCCUUGGUAUUUGUGGAGGCAGCAAUGCCAGUACUCCAAAGACCACAGUGAGCACUUCUACAAGUGGAACCGGCGAGUUGGCGACCACCACCAACUGUGCUACUCUUGGAAGCAUGAUGGUGACUACGGCAAGAAAUGCGGAGCACCUCCAAACAUCACAAGUGGCUCCCUCCCUCAUCACUCCCCCUGUGGCCUCAGCUCAGGCGGUCUCAGCCUUUCUCACCCUCCUCACGUCCAGCCCUAGUGCACUCUCGCACCCUCUCCUCCCCUCCCUGUUUGCACCCAGCCACCCUACUGGUGCCGAUGCAGCUCAGAUUGUGCCUCAGCCUCACAUGGUCAUGCCCUUGAUCUUGAACGGCCUCCAAGCUCAGCAAACCCAGCAGUCUCCUGAGAACCAGCAAGGACAGCUCCUUACACAGUGCGUGCCAUUUGUAGGUCUCAACACAGCACAGCAGGCCCUCUUGACCCAAAGACUUAGUUUGUUACAGAACCAGUGGCCUCCUGUUGCACUUCCAACUAAUACGUCAGAGGUUGUGGAGAGUGUGAAGCAGGAGAGUAUUGAAAAGCCGUCAGAUCAGAUCAGGGAAAGGGAAAGCAUAAAAACAGAUGAACCUGAGGACGAGGGUUGCCCCAAUACAGAAAGCAAAGUGCAAGUUGAGAGUAAUGAAGACGUUUGGAAGGUGCCCGGCGAUAGCAGAACCGUGGCCCAUCAGAUGGAUGUGGAAAAUGAUAAAUCAGUAAGUCCAAGUUUCUCCCCAGUUGCCAUGGAGAAGAGCCUCCAUAACAACCUUUCACCGUCUCCAUCAAUGCCUAGCAACCCAAGCUAUAGCCCUGUACAUUUGAAUCUCACGCUUAGCCCCGAUUCCACUCCCCAAAAAUCACAAGCUGCAACUAGUCCUUGUGCAUCUAUUGGUACGCCCAAAUCAAGCCCACUUUCAAAUGUCUUAAGCAACCAAUAUCGGCUACGUUGCAAUACCGUGGGGUCCAUUUAUCCGGAACUUCCAGUGUUGUCAGAGUUUCAGUCCGAGGUGCUUUGGGCUUUCUUUGAGUCACGAAGUGAGGCUCAUGCUGCUAGUCCUCUCCGCGAGGACUGCGAGGCGCUGGGAAGAGAGGUAGGGCUUUCAGAAGAGGAGGUACGCAAGUGGCUCUGCCAAGCCAGAUAUGUCAAACAGAGACAGAGAGCCACAGAGCUCACGCACCAACAUGGCUCAUCGGGAUUCGCAAAGACCACUCCAAGCAGUGACAAUGACUUUGAUGACGAAGAAAACUCCUUGAUUAUAGCAGAAGAGGAGGAGGAUGCUGACGUGUCAGGUAGUCAGGUAAUAGAUUUGUCUCGUACAAGAGGGUCGCGCAGACAGCGAGGUGUUGGGAGGGAGGGUCAGGGAGAUUCCUGUCUGACUUCUGACUCAGAAAAUGAGGUUUAUACCUCUGUGAUUGUGACAGACGAGGAAAGUCAGAAUGGAGGUUUUCGGGAGUCCCCAGAGAGCCCCGCUAAAGAUGAAGUGCAACAUGAGGUCCAUUGUGAUAAAGUCUCAGUUGGCGGGAAAGUCUUGCGCUCCACAACGGUGUUUCUCUCUGAUGUGGAGGACGAAUAUGAAGAAGAGGAUGGUGGAGGGGCUCAUAGGCCUGGAAAGAAAAAAAGGAAAGGAGAAUUUGAGCAUGAGGUGGAGGUGAAAAGGGAGAGGCUGGAUCCUGAUGUGGACCUCGAGUUGGAAGCCCAAGGGGAUCCCCCAAGUUCACUGCCCUAUUCUCUUGACCAAAUUCCAAGUGGCGGUCUUCACUCACUCCCACUGUCUCUCGCACCGUUCUCUGCACAAUUCCUCAGCCCUUAUGUCCUCUCGCUAACACCAUCAUUAGUUGGGAGCAAAAUACCAGUCUUCUCAAACCCACCUUCCAUCACACGUUUCUCGAGUUCUCUUCUUUCCCAAUCACUUUCUCCCAUGAACCAAUCUUCUCAAUACUUGUCCAAUGGCAGCGACUGUGAGACUGCACUGGACCUUAGUAUGGGAAAAAACAAUUCAUCCUCAUCUCUGGCCGACAAAAUUUCAGCACAGAAAGGACAGUUGCUUGAUGGACUUGGCCUGAGGCCCACGUCUCAAAAUCUGGUCGUUGUUCAGGUAAAACCUGAAUCUCUUACUACCAUGCCGCCUUCGUAUAGUCGUGUGGAUCUGGUCAACAGCAAUAACCUGACAAAGCCCAGUCUUUACACAAGGCCAGAUGAGAAAAUGAACAUCACACUGUGUGAUAACGACAAAGACAAAGAGAAGGAUAAAGAGCAACAGCAAAGAAAGGCCAAAGGGAAAAGGUAUCGCGAUAUGCGGCGUUCCAGGACCAUCAUUCAAGCUGAACAACUUGACAUACUGUAUGGAUGCUAUUUCAAAGAUCCCAACCCUGGAAAACACGAAUUUGAGCAAAUCUCCGAGUGGGUUCAGCUUCCCAAAAAAGUUGUUCAGAUAUGGUUCCAGAACAUGCGAGCGAGGGAACGGAAAGGCGAGGUGCGAUUCAUCAGCGACGGCACCCUGGCAGCAGUUGGCAAACCGCUCAUCAAAUUCACUUGGCCGCUCUCCAAGCCCAUUUUUUCUAACAAGCCCGUUGCAAACAAUACUGGCUGCAUCACAACCGCUCCAAUUGUGCGCACCCUCAUCAAGACUGAAAGCAAACCCGUUGUGGUGAAAAAAAACACUCCUGUUCCAAUCAAGCCCAAGGAAGUGGUUUCUGACGCCUCUGCGGUGAGUAGUGGGGCCUCUGCGAUGCCAAGGACCAAGCUUGAAACCACCAGCAGCGUCACCAUGGUCAAAGUCGCAUCCGGCAUUGUCCCGACCCUUUUAACGCCUCCCAAGGAUCCCGUUCCCAUUGCCCCUCGACUGAAGCAGCAAAAAACAAUUGAGGACGAGAGCGAGGAGGACAAAACAGACGAGGAUGUGGACGACGAGAAUGAGACGGGGCCUAGGAUGACCAACCGCAUGGUGCCCAAGCUGCCCACAACGCCCAUCAAUAACAGGCCUCCUUCCACGACUGUGUUGCCCCAGAAACCAAACGGCCUUAACUACUGGACACCGAAAGUCCCGAUCAGGAUCAACACUCUGUCACGAGAGCAACUUGCUCUUCCCGCUCACGUGCAUCCUCGUACUAUCCCCCCUCCGCCCACCCCCAGCAUUGCACCAGUCAGCCCCAACACCCCUAACUUGGCGAAGGUGGCCCGCUCAUCCACCCCCGUCCUGGGUAAAUCAAGUCCCACGGAAAACAGCUUUCUGGCCCACUCUUCCAGCCGUAGGCCACGCACGCAUUUGUCUUGCCUGCAGCUCUCCAUUCUGCAGUCCUGUUACGAGACCUGUGCCCACCCCAACGCCAUGGAGUGCGAGGCCAUUGGUGCAGAGCUUAACCUGCCCCUCAAGGUGGUGCAGAUCUGGUUUCAAAACACUAGAGCCAAGGAGAAGCGCUGGAGGCUGCAGCAAGAGAAAAUGGGUCCUCAAGCCGGUGGUGGGAAGGUGUUCAUGACAUCAGGAAGUUACCUGCAGUACAAUGCUCUCAAAGCCAACCGUCCCAUCCUGCCCAAACCCGUUCAGCUCACGAUCACGGAGUCUCCCACUUCCCCAGCGGCCGGCCAAACGUCACCCAUCGAGACCCUGACGGGCAGCUGCGAGGUCUGCAAGGUCUCCUUUGAAUCACGGGCGGCCGCGAGGGCCCAUGUCUUCUCGCCGCUUCACCUCGCCAAGCUGCGCACCACUAACUUUGGCCAGCCCACCGCACUCGUCAACAAGAACGGAACUGGCAACGGAGGUUCGGGCAGCGUCAACCUGAGUUUGCAGGUCUGUCAUUCGUCUCCUCCGGUGACCGGCUCCGGUGCUGGUUCUGGAGGCGUAGUCGUUAUCGAGUUGCCUCCAUCCGCGGCCACCAGCAACAGUUAAAAAAAACAAAAAACAAAAAAAACUCAGAUCAGGAUUGGUCUGCACACUGACUAUUUGGACCCAUUUGGGCUCCUCCAAUUUUAAUAAGUUUGAGCACUAUUUCUCACCACCUAACUUAAUUAUUUUUGGUUUUGAAGUUGGCUGUUCGUCCCGUUCACGCAAUAUCCCAUUUUCAAGCUUUUUGAUGACUCGAAUGGACAUGUUCAUCAAGUUCACCGUGAAUUCACACCAAACAGUUCCCAUGCUGCUGCUGAGCUCAUCGGUUUGCUGUGAGUGUUGGAUAAUACUUCUUUAAAUCAUCUCACCUUUCACCCAAACAUUUUUAUUUUCAAUGACCCUCCUACAAAACUCUAAAGGGACUCGACUUUCCAGGCUUGAACUGAAAGAGACUGAUACUGUUUCUCUGCCAUGUCACUAUUUGGGAUAACACGAAAUACUCGCAGUAAUAACUCCCACUUUGCUCCUGUGGAAUAUUUUUGGGGGGGGGGGUGCUUUCACUUCCAGAGCAAAGAUUGCUUGUGUAUGACAUGAAUGGACUGAACAAAUGUGACAUGCGUGUUGACUGUCGCUUUUAUUCAUUUGCUAACGGGAUAUGUGAUCUGAGGAGUGUUGAGUAUACAUCAUUUGGGAUACAGUAGAGGUACUUGAGAGCGAACAGGGCUUUUAAACCCUACCCCUGCCCCCUUUCCCACCCAUGUUUAUAGUUUUCAUGACAAUCCAUACAAAAAACAGGUUAUAGAAAUAGCGAGGAAUCUUGGCAUACCGCACUUUGACACAUAUUUCAUUGUUUGAAAUGUUUUUAAGCAUUCUGAUGCGAGUGUCUUUUUAUGGAAAGAUGCAUUCAUGCAUGUUGGAUGCCUUAAUAUAAAUUGUGAUUUUUAUAUUUUAUUUUUUUCUUGCUAGUCUCUUCAGUCACGCUUUGGGUGUAAGCAUAAUAUUGUGCAAGAACCUUACGGGAAAUGAAAGUGAAAUCAAGCGCUGUUCCCAAUUGCUAAUACACGGGUGGGGGGGGAGUGCAAUGUGAAUGUCAUUCUUUUGAUAUCACAUGAGCAGACCCUGCCUGUUAAAUUGUAACCAGCUUUUUCUCAGCCAAGGACAUAAUGUGUGAUCCUGCGGGUGGGGGGAAGAAAAUUCAAAACAAAUGAUCCUGUGGGUUUCUAUUUCCCACCCUAAUGACCUAUACAAACACUAUUCACAAAAAGUUUGGGAUAUUGGUAUCGGUGGAAAUGUCAGUACUAUAACCUUUUACAGGUGAUCUUAUUUUGAGCUUUUCUAAACUUUUGACCGCACAUGUCCAACUGUUUUAGAACUUUUCCACAACUUGUUUUCUUACAAGGAGCUGAACAGGUGUGUGAGCCAGGAAUUUACUAAUACAUUACCUGAUUGAAUUAGAAUUGGUAGUUAAACAAUCUUCUUCGUCAUCCUAAUAACAUGUUGACAUCAGGAGACCAAGAUGACAUGAACAGUACCUUGCCAUUGUGAGGCAUUCUCAGAGGGAAGUGGCCACUGAUCUUAAGACUGUCACAGAAUGCCAUCAGCAGAUUACAAUGCAUAGAGAGACCGGAAGAGUCACUGAAAGGAAUAGAAUCAGACGUCCUUGAAAUGUCAUGGAUCAAACACCUCGGGUAAAUUUUGCCGUUCAGCACCUUGUUAGGGAACACAAGGUUCUGCAAAAAGUACUGAAACGUGAACAGUUGGACAUUUACCGUGAAGAUAAAAUACACUUCACCUGUAAAGGUUAUUGUGCAUUUUAAGUUAAUCUCCCGAAAAUCCUGCUAUACCUUACUUUUUGUGAGUAGUGUUCAUCUCUGAAGUUCUAAAGUAAGAUGGCCUUAAAAUGUAAAUGCUUAUUGAAUAAAUGUAUUAGAAUUGCUCAGCACGAAAGGUCCCACCAACUAGCUUGGCAAGAUGAGUGUUUAUUCAAUUCCCCCCCACCACCACUUGUUUAGUGACUAGUGCUGGUAAUGCACGUGCCGUGAAAUGGGACGUGAUGUGUGCAAACCAAACAAGGGAGGAAAUUGGCUUUCACUAAUAUCCUGAAGGCCGCUCGUGGAUACUUCAUUCUAGCAAUGUAUUGUUUUGACUGAGAGCUAAUAAGAUGGUGCUGUGUUGAAGGACACGCGACUCACUAAAGAGCUUUUUCCUUCCAUUUGAAUUUGUAUAUUGUUACUAUGGUUAGUUUUAACUCAAAUGCAAAACUAAAAUGUUUUUUAAAAGAUAUAUAUUAAGUGAUAUUCCAAAGUAAUUUUUUUUUGUUUGUUUUAUUAUUAUUGCUUUCAGUCAUUUAAAAAAACAUAACAACCAAAAAGCAAUCAAGAGGUGUUCACAAAUGCAAACUGUAAAGGACAUCCCACAGCUUGACUCUUGCACUAGUCCACUAUAUUUGCACAAGCUACAGACAUUUCAAAAAUGGACACAGCCAUGGAUGCAACGUGACAAGUGACUCGGUGUGUCUUGAAACAAAAAGGGUGGCAAUGUUCCUUCCGACUUCUAAAAAAAAAAAAAAAAAAAAAAAAAAAAAAAAAAAAAAAAAAAGUUUGUCCGUUGGGAAUCAUCUUGUGUGUGAAUCAAGGAUGUGAGUGCUCUGAUGUCAAGACUGGGAUACACACAGACAAACAAACGCGGUGUUGCACUGUCCACAUGAAAUAGGUUUUUACAGAGAUAUGCUUUUAUUAUCUUACAUUUCAUUGUCAAUUUGAUUAUCACUAUUGUUAUAACUGUACUACUACUUAUUCGAUUUACCAUUACUACUCAUGCUGUUUUGAUUAUUACUUAUUGUUGUUUUCAUGCCACCUCUAUGCUCAGACUGAGUAUGGUAUUCCUCUGAAUAUUGAUCAAUAAUAGUGGCAGUGUUGUUAUGUAUUGUUAGACCUCUGAUUAGUCCCCCCCCCCCCUCCCGACCCCCUCCUUACUGUACCUUGCCUUUUUUUUGUGUUUGGUCUCCAUUAUGCUUUCUUUGAUAUACAGAAAAAUAAAAUCAGUUGAACAUGGCAAAAUA
This is a messenger RNA of Phyllopteryx taeniolatus (common seadragon), 7993 nucleotides long. It is a transcript of the gene zfhx2, whose product is annotated as zinc finger homeobox 2. Gene Ontology annotation, molecular function: DNA-binding transcription factor activity, RNA polymerase II-specific; RNA polymerase II cis-regulatory region sequence-specific DNA binding; zinc ion binding. NCBI's taxonomy places the organism in Eukaryota, Metazoa, Chordata, Actinopteri, Syngnathiformes, Syngnathidae. Gene Ontology annotation, biological process: regulation of neuron differentiation; brain development; regulation of transcription by RNA polymerase II. Gene Ontology annotation, cellular component: nucleus. Bases 673 to 4995 code for a protein of 1440 amino acids. The record is from RefSeq and is a predicted model, not a curated record. The transcript is spliced from 6 exons.